This is a messenger RNA of Grus americana (Whooping crane), 1600 nucleotides long. RefSeq names its product PDZ binding kinase (gene PBK). Gene Ontology annotation, biological process: protein phosphorylation. NCBI's taxonomy places the organism in Eukaryota, Metazoa, Chordata, Aves, Gruiformes, Gruidae. The coding region runs from base 60 to 1019 and encodes 319 amino acids. The transcript has 8 exons. The record is from RefSeq and is a predicted model, not a curated record. Gene Ontology annotation, molecular function: protein serine/threonine kinase activity; ATP binding.
GAUUCCCGCGCGCAGGAUUCAAACGGCGGCGGCGGCAGGGCUCAGGGCAGUUUGCAGCAAUGGAAGCCUUCAAGUCCCAAAACAACCUGGCUCGCAGGGAGAAACCUGAUGGGGGGCCAGUUUCUGUCACUAUCCCAGCCUCUCCCUUCAUGCAGAAGCUUGGAUACGGCACUGGGGUCAGCGUCUACUUGAUGAGAAGAUCUCCCAGAGGUUUGUCUUGCUCCCCUUGGGCUAUAAAGAAAAUUAAUUCCAAAUGCAACAGGAGCCAGCAAAGCAUCUAUCAGCAGAGACUGAACAAAGAAGCCGAGAUUUUGGAAAACCUCCAGCACCCAAACAUUGUGGGUUACCGUGCGUUUACCGAGGCCAAUGAUGGAAGUAUGUGUCUGGCCAUGGAGUACGGAGGAGAAAAAUCUCUCGGUGAUUUGCUUGAAGACAGACGUGCAGAACGGUUGGGCCCUUUCCCUGCUGCCACCAUUUUCAAAGUUGCCUUGAGCAUGGCGAGGGGGCUGAAGUAUCUUCACAAUGAUAAGAAGCUGCUCCACGGAGAUAUCAAGUCUUCAAACGUGGUUGUUAAAGGUGAUUUUGAAGCCGUCAAGAUCUGUGACGUGGGAAUGUCCCUGCCCCUGGACGAGAACAUGACCGUGAGCGACCCGGAGAUGUGCUAUGUUGGCACCGAGCCCUGGAAGCCCAAGGAGGCUCUGCAGGAUGAUGGCGUGAUCACCGACAAGGCUGACAUCUUUGCUUUUGGGCUGACUCUCUGGGAAAUGAUGACCCUUUCUGUGCCCCACCUCAACCUGAGCGACGACUCUGGUGAUGAAGAUGAGUCUUUUGAUGAAGACUGCUUUGACGAGGAAGCAUAUUACGCAGCCCUUGGAACCCGCCCAGCCCUCAACAUGGAGGAGCUGGACCCAUCCUACCAGUGCAUGAUCGACCUCUUUUCUGUCUGCACCAACGAGGACCCCAAGAAGCGUCCCUCUGCCGCGUGCAUCGUGGAAGCCUUGGAGGCAACUCUGGCCUAGAAGUAAAAGCACUUAAGCUCCCGUGCUGCAGAGCUCGGGGACAACACAGUUGUCACAUUACAUCUGCCUUAAAGCUCUUCCCUUGUUGUUUGUGUUAAAUUAACAACUUAUUUGUCACCGAUAUGUUAAAAAUACUUUUUUUUUUCUUCUUAAUCUGUGUGGAAGCAGUGCUUUCCCCCCCCCCCCCCCCCCCGCUACAGCACAUGUGUGUCCCUGCCCUGUACGUGCAAGGUUUGGUGAGGGCUCUUGAGUAAAGUAUUUGUGUUCCUGAGGUGGUUGGGGACAGCAGCCCCAAGCUCAAGGAAAAGUUUUCCUGACCCAACAGGUUGUUACGCAGAGUUGUACCACAGUAAAAGAGGGUAUAGGGUCAAGAAAAGUCACCACUCUUAGGGAUUUACUGAAGAAAACACUGCCAGCAGGGAAUUCCUGCUAAAGAGGUUGCAACACAUACUUGUCCUCCUCCCCCCCAGCCACUGCCACCUUCUCCUCCAAACUCCUCAAAGUAGGAGAGUGCUGGAAGCAUUCCCACAUCUCUGCACAGAAACACGCUGGAGCAGCGGCAUUUCUCACAUUUUAUUGAG